AUGUGUCAGGAAGACUCUGCGGGCUCAGUCAGUCUGGCGAAGUGGUUAGCAAAUUCAGCUGACAUUUCCCUUUCCUUUCCUCCACGCCGAAGCCGCCACGCCGGCUCGCCCUCCCCCAAUGCCGGUUGCCCGUUUUCCUCGCGCUGCACUCCUCCUCCUCCACCACCGACGGCGGCAGCGGUGGCGUUUCGCCGAACCAUUACGUCAACACUGGGCCGGUGCGCGGAGCUAGCGGCGAGGCGCACGCCGCCGCCGCCGCUGCCGGAGGCGAGGCUUUUUGAGCGAGAGAACCCGAGGCCCGAGGCCACAGCGCGCGCAGCCUCUGCGCCCGCCGCCGGACCGGGCGCGCAAGAGGAACCCCGGACGGACAGUCGACGACGCGAAACAUCAGGCAGCAGCAGCAGCGAACCCGCGACAUGCGCCGGAGCGCGCUGCCGGUGGCCCGAACCGAACCCGGCUGAGGAGACGGGCCGGGCAAGAACGCAACAGGCGGUCAGCACGCGUCCCCCUCCCUCAUUCCCCACCACAACACUUUGGCCGUGCUUUGACUUUUGUGUUCGCUUCUCUUUCCACUCCUCCGAAACCCCCGCCGGCGGUGCUUCGGUGAGCUUUCUCUUCGUGGAACUGUGGGGUGGCACGAGUGAUUGA
Molecule: messenger RNA, 648 nt
Organism: Dermacentor silvarum
Lineage: Eukaryota; Metazoa; Arthropoda; Arachnida; Ixodida; Ixodidae
Product: segmentation polarity homeobox protein engrailed-like
Exons: 1
Coding region: 1-648 (215 amino acids)
Source: RefSeq, a predicted model, not a curated record